AUGGCAGCGACCGCGACGGACCCUUUUGCGGCGUCGAGCCCGUUGUCUUCGAUGCAUCCUACAAUGACUGAACACGACUUCCGCUUUCCACGAAGGCCAGGUGAUGCCGCUCCCGGGAAUCGGAGACCCGACCGAUUCGACCAAGAUCGCGCAUCUACUUCUGGCGCUAGGAUGGCCACAAUGUCAUCAACGACAACCGGGACACCAAGGAUCAUGACGACAGGACCGACCGGCCAGCGUUCCGGGCUCCGUGAGUCCCGUCUAGACCUUCCCCUGACUCAUGGCGCUGCCCACCCGGACAUGCUGCGCUCCGCCGCCUUCCAGCCGUUUCAGCAGAACAUGAUGCGUGAGGGCCAGAGCCUAGACGAGAUGCAGAGGCAGGACCCGCUGGCCACCCAGAUCUGGAAGUUUUACGCCAGGACGAAGCAGCUUCUUCCCGCCCAGGAGCGUAUGGAGAACCUGACGUGGCGAAUGAUGCAUCUCAAACUGCAGAGGACAAGAGCGGCCAACGCGAUAAAAAACAACCGUGCUCCAGGCGCAUCAGCGAAUGCCCCCAGCGGGAUUGCGCAAUUGCGCAAGUCGACCGAGCAUGCCCCGCUGCCGUCGGAUCCAAUGAACCUGGACGACUUCAUCCACAACGACAACGUCGGAACACCAGCCGGCCUCGCCUUGACCCCGACCCCGGAAACCAUGCGCCAGGCCGAGGAUAGGCCAGCCCACCCCACGGCGGCCGCCAUUCCCAUCAAGUCUCGCAAGGACUCCUCUCAGCACUUGGCUCCCCAGUCGGUGCCCGUCGCCGCCCACCAAAGGGUGCAGGACGAGUUUGGCUAUCUCCCUCGACACCCGCGCAAGACUAGCAUCGACGAGACCGGCCAGCGUACCCGGAAGCGUCCGGCCAACUUCUCCCCGCACGUCCCCGCCGUCAACAGCGGCGUUGCGACAAAUGGACUCGACGCCGACGCGGAAUUGAACGAGUACUCGCUCGACCACUUACACCAGGCCGCCGCCAUGACCCAGCCGCCCAAUCACACGGGAGUUCCCUUCCCGCUUGACACCUUUCGCUUGAACGACCUCAGCCUUACCUCUGCCGGUCCGUUCCAGCAGAACUUCUCCUUCUCCCCGGCCACAUCGCCAAUGGUGGCCAAUGACCCGUUCGCUAGCCUCUAUAAUGGCUCCUCCGUGCCUUCUGGCCCCUUGGGCGCCGAUUUCUAUUCCCCUCCAGGAUCUGCGUACCAGUCCGCUGUUUCCACCCCCCACCCCCUGCGUGAUGGCGAUGGCUUUUAUUUUGGCCAGAUGGAUAUGCGCCAUCUGCGCCAGCACCCGUACAGGACUGUCCAUACGGGGAUGGCCAACGCAUUGGGGCAGCAAUUUCCGUACGGCGCUAAUGGCAACUUGAUGUUCCCUACUGCCUCUACCGGUUCCGAAUCGACUUCCACAUUCAACGCACCGACCUCUUUCGGCCACGUCGACCCAACGCGGGUGUUCCAGCAGGAGCUCCCUGCUCGGUCCCCUGCCGUUGGCUUGGGCCAAGAGAGCAUGUUUUCGUUUGGCGCCGAUUCGGACGAUGAGGAGGGCGGUGCUUUUGCUGACCGCAACAUUCCGAUACCACAAGACCUCUCCCCCCAGGGCAUGGAGGACAGCGGGUUUAACAGCUCGUCGCUCCAAUGGGACCCAUCCCUCCCCGGUAACUUCAGUAUGCAGGCAGCCAGGUACCCGGCCGGGCCUACUCGGAAACAGGUGACAAUAGGUGGUACGACUACCGACUACGUCGACUCGAGUGGCGACUGGGAAGGAGCGGGGUUGAACCGGUCGCAGUCGCAGUCGUUCGGUACCACGGAUGCGCGCACCGGUAAAGUACCGCGAACGUCUUCGACGCCGAGACUGGCCAAUCGAGCGAAUCCGUUCGAUAGGUUGGCGCGGUCGACGCCAAACUCGCCACCUGCCGAGGCCAACCAGGCGUCGGCUUUCUCCUCUACUAGCACUAGCCGUCCUUCGUCCCCUCCUCCGACGUCGAGACAUGGAUCGACAACCAACCUCCAAGCGGCCGGGAGCAGUCAGGCCGAGAGCAGUUCCAACGCCAACGCCAAUGCACCUACGACAUGUACAAACUGCUUUACCCAGACAACGCCACUCUGGCGCCGAAACCCCGAGGGUCAACCCUUGUGUAACGCUUGCGGUUUGUUCCUCAAACUUCACGGUGUGGUUCGGCCUCUGAGCUUGAAAACGGAUGUUAUCAAGAAGCGAAACCGCGGCUCCGGUUCGAGUCUCCCUGUUGGUGGUUCAAGUACCCGGUCCAGAAAGAAUGCCGGCUCCUCAGGAGGCAUAACCAAACGCGGUUCUACACUCUCUGUCUCGUCGGCCGCCAACCCCCCGCCGGUACAGGCAAGCACACCUCCCGCGGCUCAGCACAGAGCCAACAGUGUCAAUGACAGCGAGAGCCCCGCGAGCGGUGCCGCCUCGGCCGCAAACUCAUCGGGAAACACACCCACCAGCUAUCACAAUGGCCCCGGCUCGUCUAACGGCGCAGUCGGCGGGAAAGGCGUCGUCCCCAUCGCUGCGGCUCCGGCGAAACCUAUCCCUGGGCCGGGCGCCGCUUCGCUCCCGCGCACCACAGCUCCUUCCGUUUCUUCCUCAAAACGUCAGCGUCGCUACAGCAAGAGUGUUGUGGCGAUGGAGCACUCGUCGCUCACCGGCAUGGACAUCGACAGCCCAGAGAGCUCCACGAGCUCCAACGAGGCCGCCGCAUUGUCCAGGCCCAUGGGCUCGAGCAGCACGCUGACCGCCAUGCAGCCUAGCUCUAGCAGUCUGAGCUUGUCUGCCAGCGGUUUUGGCGCCGCGACCAUGCAGCAGCGGCCGCUGGCUGGGCCGGGAAGCCAGCGGGCCGGGCCGCAGGAAUGGGAGUGGUUGACCAUGAGCUUGUAA
Molecule: messenger RNA, 2922 nt
Organism: Chaetomium fimeti
Lineage: Eukaryota; Fungi; Ascomycota; Sordariomycetes; Sordariales; Chaetomiaceae
Exons: 3
Coding region: 1-2922 (973 amino acids)
Biological process (GO): negative regulation of transcription by RNA polymerase II; positive regulation of transcription by RNA polymerase II
Molecular function (GO): zinc ion binding; RNA polymerase II cis-regulatory region sequence-specific DNA binding; DNA-binding transcription factor activity, RNA polymerase II-specific
Source: RefSeq, a predicted model, not a curated record